This is a messenger RNA of Choloepus didactylus (southern two-toed sloth), 1439 nucleotides long. RefSeq names its product actin alpha 2, smooth muscle (gene ACTA2). Bases 155 to 1288 code for a protein of 377 amino acids. Lineage: Eukaryota; Metazoa; Chordata; Mammalia; Pilosa; Megalonychidae. The transcript has 9 exons. The record is from RefSeq and is a predicted model, not a curated record.
AGUCAGUCUUUGCUCCUUGUUUGGGAAGCAAGUGGGAGGGGAACAAGCCAAGGGGCUAUAUAACCCUUCAGCUCUCAGCUUCCCUGAACACCACCCAGAGCAGAGAAGCCCGGCCAAGCACUGUCAGGGACCCUGUGAGGUAGCUCCAGCAGCGAUGUGUGAAGAAGAGGACAGCACUGCCCUGGUGUGCGACAAUGGCUCUGGGCUCUGUAAGGCCGGCUUCGCUGGGGACGAUGCUCCCAGGGCUGUUUUCCCAUCCAUUGUGGGCCGUCCCAGACAUCAGGGAGUGAUGGUGGGAAUGGGUCAAAAAGACAGCUACGUGGGUGAUGAAGCACAAAGCAAAAGAGGAAUCCUGACCUUGAAGUACCCGAUAGAACACGGCAUCAUCACCAACUGGGAUGACAUGGAAAAGAUCUGGCACCACUCUUUCUACAAUGAGCUUCGUGUUGCCCCAGAAGAGCAUCCAACCCUGCUCACCGAGGCACCCUUGAACCCCAAGGCCAAUCGGGAAAAAAUGACACAGAUUAUGUUUGAGACUUUCAAUGUCCCAGCCAUGUAUGUGGCCAUUCAGGCUGUGCUGUCCCUCUAUGCCUCUGGACGAACAACUGGCAUCGUGCUGGACUCUGGGGAUGGUGUCACCCACAACGUGCCCAUCUAUGAGGGCUAUGCCCUGCCGCACGCCAUAAUGCGUCUAGACCUGGCUGGCCGAGAUCUCACCGACUACCUCAUGAAGAUCCUGACCGAGCGGGGCUAUUCCUUCGUGACUACUGCUGAGCGUGAGAUUGUCCGGGACAUCAAGGAGAAACUGUGCUAUGUAGCUCUGGACUUUGAAAAUGAGAUGGCCACUGCUGCGUCAUCCUCCUCCCUUGAGAAGAGCUACGAGCUGCCUGAUGGGCAGGUGAUCACCAUCGGAAAUGAGCGCUUCCGCUGUCCAGAGACCCUGUUCCAGCCAUCCUUCAUCGGGAUGGAAUCUGCUGGCAUCCAUGAAACCACCUACAAUAGCAUCAUGAAGUGUGAUAUUGACAUCAGGAAGGACCUCUAUGCUAACAACGUCCUCUCAGGGGGCACCACCAUGUACCCCGGCAUUGCCGACCGGAUGCAGAAGGAGAUCACAGCCCUGGCGCCCAGCACCAUGAAGAUCAAGAUCAUUGCCCCUCCGGAGCGCAAGUACUCUGUCUGGAUCGGAGGCUCCAUCCUGGCCUCUCUGUCCACCUUCCAGCAGAUGUGGAUCAGCAAACAGGAGUACGAUGAGGCUGGGCCCUCCAUCGUCCACCGCAAAUGCUUCUAAAACACCGCCCUGCUUUCUGUCUUUGUCUGGCACACAACUGUGAAUGUUUUGUGGAAGAACACCUUCAAUUCCUUUCCAAAUCAUUCCUAGCCAAAACUCUGAUUGGUUACCUAUGUGUUUUUUAAAUAAAUCUGAGAUAUGCUACCAGUAA